UUCUUUCUUUGCUUAGAGAAAAUGAGGGAAGAGAGAGAAACAAGAGAUAAUGUAUUAUCAUGGCCUCUAAUCGGAGAGAAAGGUAAGAAAAGCAGUGUAAAAGAAGAAGUGAAGAAGCAGCUAUGGCUAUCGGGUCCACUAAUCGGCGUCAGUCUUCUUCAGUUUUGUCUUCAAGUCAUCUCUGUAAUGUUUGUCGGCCACCUUGGCUCUCUUCCUCUCUCUGCUGCCUCCAUCGCCACCUCGUUUGCCUCCGUCACCGGCUUCAGUUUCCUCAUGGGAACAGCAAGUGCGUUAGAUACCCUUUGUGGCCAAUCAUACGGAGCAAAGAUGUAUGGAAUGUUGGGGAUACAAAUGCAAAGAGCAAUGUUUGUUCUUACGCUACUCUCUGUUCCUCUCUCCAUCAUUUGGUUUAACACAGAACACCUUCUCCUCUUCGUCGGACAAGACAAAUCCAUUGCUAUACUCGCUGGCUCGUACGCAAGAUUCAUGAUCCCAAGCAUCUUCGCCUAUGGUCUACUUCAAUGCUUUAACAGGUUUUUGCAGGCACAAAACAAUGUGUUUCCUGUGGUCUUAUGCUCUGGAGUCACCACUUGUCUUCAUGUCCUCCUAUGUUGGGUCUUGGUUUUGAAAUCUGGUUUAGGGUUUAAAGGAGCUGCUGUGGCUAACACUAUCUCGUAUUGGCUUAAUGUCGUACUCUUGUUCUGUUACGUCAAGUUAUCGCCUUCUUGCUCACUGACUUGGACCGGUUUCUCUAAGGAGGCUCUACACAACAUUCUCCCUUUCAUGAGACUAGCUAUUCCUUCUGCACUCAUGGUCUGCUUAGAGAUGUGGUCCUUUGAGCUUCUGGUUCUCUUGUCAGGUCUUCUUCCAAACCCGGUUCUUGAAACUUCUGUUCUCUCAAUCUGCCUUAAUACAGCUGGAACAGUUUGGAUGAUCCCGUUUGGUCUUAGUGGAGCUGCAAGCACAAGGGUGUCAAACGAGCUAGGGGCGGGGAAUCCGAGAGUGGCUAAGCUUGCGGUGCAUGUGGUCAUUUGCAUCGCAAUCGCAGAAAGUAUAGUGAUCGGAUUGGUUUUGAUACUGAUAAGGAAUAUAUGGGGAUUGGCUUACAGUAGUGAACCGGAAGUAGUCACCUAUGUAGCCUCGUUGAUGCCGAUUCUUGCCUUAGGCAAUUUUCUAGACAGUCUUCAGUGUGUUCUCUCAGGGGUUGCUAGAGGAUGUGGAUGGCAGAAGAUAGGAGCAUUCAUAAAUCUUGGAUCAUAUUAUUGUGUUGGAGUACCUUCAGGCUUGUUACUUGGUUUUCACUUUCACGUCGGUGGUCGGGGGCUUUGGCUUGGAAUCAUAUGCGCACUCGUUGUUCAGGUUAUCUGUCUUUCACUUGUCACCUUGUUUACAAAUUGGGAUGAAGAGGCCAAGAAAGCAACAAAAAGAGUCGAGUCUUCUUCAGGUGCGAGGGAUGGUACACUCCAUAAUGAGUCAACUGUUGUAUUCUGAGAGCUAUUCUUUUGGGUCAAAAUCCUAAGAGCUUUUAAGAAACUUUAAUAUAACGUUUAAGAUCAUUAUUUAUUAAAUAAAAUAAAAAGAUUUCUCAAUCAGAACACAUGUAGUUUUUAUUAACCAAAUGGAG
Molecule: messenger RNA, 1624 nt
Organism: Eruca vesicaria subsp. sativa (arugula)
Lineage: Eukaryota; Viridiplantae; Streptophyta; Magnoliopsida; Brassicales; Brassicaceae
Source: the annotation of a GenBank genome assembly